Oryzias latipes (Japanese medaka) is the source of this 697-nucleotide messenger RNA. It is a transcript of the gene ndufa7, whose product is annotated as NADH:ubiquinone oxidoreductase subunit A7. Gene Ontology annotation, cellular component: respiratory chain complex I; mitochondrial inner membrane. Lineage: Eukaryota; Metazoa; Chordata; Actinopteri; Beloniformes; Adrianichthyidae. The record is from RefSeq and is a predicted model, not a curated record. Gene Ontology annotation, biological process: mitochondrial electron transport, NADH to ubiquinone; ATP synthesis coupled electron transport.
AAGAAAGGGUAAACGUAAAAAAUAAAAACAUAAUAAAUAGAAAGCCCUACCAAUUUUAAAAAUUUAAAUCUGUUUAAAACAUACAAAAACAUAAAAAUCGCCCCCGAUAUGUUUUUAAAGAUAAAACGUUGCAAAAUGUUAGUUAAGGACAAAGUGUAAGCUAAUAGUACAGCGCCAGGUGUCAGUACUGAGCUGAGGACUAAUUGGACAGACGACAGUAGAAGAAGACCGGUGUCCUUCACAACAUCGAACAUGGCUACAGCUACCAAACUAAUUCAAAGGCUGCGAAAUUUCUUAUCAGGGCACGACCUUCAAUCUAAACUGCAACUGCGUUAUGAAGAGAUAGCAAAACGAACGCAGCCACCACCUAAACUUCCUGUAGGUCCAAGUCACCAAUACGCCAACAACUACUAUUUCACUAGAGACGGCCGCAGGGAGUCUGCACCCGCCACAGUUGUGAUGUCUUCACAGAAGGCUCUUACGGCUGGCAGUCAAGUUGUGGAGACCUCAAAGGUCCCAGUGACACCAGGAUCUGUUUAUCAACCCCCUCCGCUCUCCACAGACCAGCCGUACCUGUGAGCAGAUGAACAAAGCUCCUCACCUUCUCAUCCUCAUGAGCUGCAGAGAAAACCCAGAUGACAGCUGCUUUUGGUUGUCUUGUACAUUAGAAAGUCUGAAUAAAAUGUUGUUUCACUAA